Coccinella septempunctata (seven-spotted ladybird) is the source of this 1267-nucleotide messenger RNA. RefSeq lists its product as uncharacterized. NCBI's taxonomy places the organism in Eukaryota, Metazoa, Arthropoda, Insecta, Coleoptera, Coccinellidae. The transcript has 4 exons. The coding region runs from base 321 to 1247 and encodes 308 amino acids. The record is from RefSeq and is a predicted model, not a curated record.
CAGAUUUUUCAUAAAUUAAGAUAGUCGUGACAUAUCGGUUACCUUGAAUCGAUUAUAUUUACAUCAAUUUACAAAUGUUACAUUAUUGAUCAAUCUACGUGAAACAUUUCCGAUGAAAAUGAGGAUGCCCAAAGAGGGGACACAGAGUUUUUUAAAUUCACCUCGUUAUAUGCUCAGUGAUCUCAACUGAGAGAUUUCUAUGCGCCUUCAUCUGAACACAAAAAUCAUUCAGAUCAUAGAAAAUAAUUUACAUUGUCAGAUGAAAGCCAGAACAAGUUUUCGCUAAUCAUUUCCAGAGUUGACAUCAUAUCAAAAUAAUAAUGUUGGUGCUCAUGGGAAUUUUCAUUUCGUUCAGCGAGUACGUCCCAAUUCUUGGAAAAGUGGAGGCUCCUUUUCCAGAUAUAGAAGUAAUGAACGCGGUGAUAAAUGGACCUAUCGCCAAUAUCGAAAAGUUAGACAAAGAAAUGCUGCUGUUCAAUUUACAGUUCCUUCAGAACAUCGAUACGAGCAGAGAAAGAAAAAGAGCCGUUUUCAUGACGAUCAAAGGAAAACGUAGAUUUGACGAGAUGGACAUGAGCGAAAUCGAAAAAAUAGGAGUUUUUUUGAAGGGAAUAACUUCUUAUCAUUUGAAGACAGAGUUGGAUUGCAACAAAGUACAUAUUGUUUCUUUCCUUGGCAGAAUGAAAUUGAGGAAAAAAUUAUUAGGUGUGCUGGCUCAGUGCCUCAAGAAAGAGUUUGGAAAACAAGUUUAUCAGAGUUAUCGAUUCAUCAACAAGUUUCUGGGCAUCAUAUGUGGCUAUGGCGUUGAGGAAUUGGAACAAAUUGAUGAGGAUAACUUCAUUUUGAUUGAAGAAGAGGUGUUUUUGAACUUGGACGAAUGCAAUCCUCAUCAACUGAAGGCACUCUACGAGAUAGCGGUUAAACCGACUGUAUACGGCAUACCGCAAGGUUGGAAUAAAAGCGUGGUAAGAACCAUAGGCACCCUCUUGUCCAUAACACCACUGAAAGAUCUGCUUGGCAUGGACUACAGGGCCUUUACCGAAAUAAAUCCCAAGGUUCUGAGGGUGCUGAGCUUCGAAAAACUCGAGGUUCUGAAGAUACAUCUGCGCUAUUUCGGCUUGCAUUCCAAGAACGAAAUAUGGAGGAUUGUCGGUAUACCCAGCGGCUCGGUAGCAUCGAAGGGAAAGGUGGAAUUAUUGAUAUUUAAAUUUAUGUGCUUAUAUUAUUAUCUUCAUUUUGGAAUAUGAAUAUAGUUGACUUCUUUCAA